Molecule: messenger RNA, 2573 nt
Organism: Protopterus annectens (West African lungfish)
Lineage: Eukaryota; Metazoa; Chordata; Ceratodontiformes; Protopteridae
Gene: OMG
Product: oligodendrocyte myelin glycoprotein
Exons: 2
Coding region: 588-2051 (487 amino acids)
Biological process (GO): neuron projection regeneration
Molecular function (GO): protein binding
Source: RefSeq, a predicted model, not a curated record
ACAUUUGUACACACUAUAACGGAAGCAAUCUAACUAUUUCUCAAUGAGAAGCUGUUUUAUGCAAAAAUGUUUUCAACAGCCACUUUAAUUACUACCAGUAAAGGAAGGUCCAUUUGCAUUUUGCAAAAUGAUUUCAAUAUGCUUGAAAGGACAGUGGUUUUUCUUUUCUAGAUAUUCAUCUACCCCUUACCAGCACAAAUGCUAUUAAAGGUGUCACAAAAUGUGGAUGCAUAUUCCAAGAUACUGAACCUGUCCCAUUCUGAAAAAGCUAUGCAUGUUUUGCAGCUUUCUCCUCAAGCACCUGCUAUGUUUUUCUGUGCUGAAUCUUUGUCGAGUCUGGGAUCUUAACUAUGCAUUUUUGACUCUGCAAUGGCAGCAUUUAUGCAGUCUUCAGAUUCCUUUUACUGCUGAUCCAUUGGCUGCAGAGCCCCCAACAGCAGGAGCAAAUGCAGAUAAAGGUAGCACACUGCACAGCAAUGAACUGUAGUAACUUUACUACUCAGAACGACGACAAAGGAUGAGGCAUACACACAAAACUCUAUUUUAAAAAGCAACUUAAGGAUUAUGGAAAAAGAUUAAGGAGAACAAUGGAGUAUGCAUUACAGAAAACAGCAGUCAUCCUUUUUGUGUUUUCACUCUCAACACCAACAGCUGUCUGCAACUGCCCCUCAAGCUGUGUCUGCAUAGGAGGAAACAGGGUUGUAGACUGCUCACAAAAGAACUUAAUCACAAUUCCAGCAAGGCUUCAAAAUGAUAUAACUUCACUAAAUCUGUCUCACAACCAAAUUAAAAACCUGAACAACAUGACAACUAACUUCAGUCACUUACGAAUACUGGACAUUUCUUAUAACCUGCUCAGUAGCCUGCCAGAAAACUUACCAAAAUCCCUGUGGGAACUGUAUGCUGCAAACAACAACAUUGAAAUUGUCCAAAAAGAUGACAUAGCUUACCAGUGGAAUCUCAAAAUACUUGACUUAUCCAACAAUAACAUUCACAGAAUUACUCUCAUUAACAAUACCCUUUCUAGCUUACAGAGCAUAAGAAUGAAUGGUAACAGGUUAUGGACUGUUCCAACAAACUUGCCAAACAAAUUAAUCAUGAUAGACCUUUCAAACAACAACUUAAACCAAAUCCUUCCAAGCAGUCUGGACAGAAUGUUGCAUCUUGAAAAUUUCUACCUGCACAACAACAAGUUCUCUAACAUUACUACAGGUGCAUUUGACCAACUGCCCAGCCUGAUGUUAAUAACACUGUACAACAAUUCAUGGAAAUGUAAUCACAAUGACAUCAACUACUUGUUAACUUGGCUAAAUAAUACAAAUGCCUUUAUUGCUGGUUGUCCAUGUUCUUCAAAGUUAUACUGUGGUAAUUACAAUAUUUCAGCAGCUGCAACUUCUACACUUGCAACAGUCACCUAUCCUUACACAGCCAGGGAAACAAAUGGGCAUACACUUCUAACAACAACCCUAUCGAUACCAGUGACUGCCAUCACCAGUCAAGUCACACUUAGUAAAUAUAUUUUGAGUGAUACCUCAGCAAUGACAGCUAGGACUAGGCAAUUUACUAUUCAUAUAUCUGGGCCACCAGAAACAAAAACAACUGCAACCAGCAGGAACCAAUUAACAUUAAAGACAACUACUCAUAAUGAUAAAAAAUCAACACAUUAUGAACUGCAUUCAAGUCUAGCUACUGAUCUUCUUACCAGCAAUUCAAGGAAUCCAACGCUGGGAAGCAUUAUGACAUCCACCAAAUCAAAAGCUAGCCAAGAAAUUCCAGGAACAGAAACGGUGGCAAUGCAAAGCACCUCAGCUACAACUUCAAGCUACCAGCCAGAGGUUUCUCAACCACUGACAUCCACUCAUUCCACCAAGAAAGACAGUACAUCUUACAAGACUGAAAGGACAAGUGAAAAUGCUGCAACAACUAAAAUGCUCACAGAUCCAAACACUACUAAAAAUAUGGCUGCAACAGUAUAUUCUGUAGCAUGCAUUUACACAGUUGCUAUAUCAAAUAUGCUUCUACUAAGUCUCCUGAAAAAGGUGACCACCUGAAUUCUGUCAACUGACUAAAAUAAAUAUGUAUUCAAAAUUCAGUCUGAGAAAGUGGGACUUUAUAGACUUGUUUCUAAAAUGAGACAAAAUGUUAUCGGAAAAGGGUUAUCUUUCUGAAAGUAUGCUUGGUUCUGUGUGUAUAUAUUUAUAGAAGAGUUUAAGAUUCUCAAACAGUGCAAGUCUACAAUGGCAUUUAUGCAUGGUUUUACACAGUAAGUAUUUAAAUAUUUAUUUGCUGCUCUGAAUUUUUUAACACAAUGUAUAUAAGCAGAACAUUAUAACAAAUUACUGAAGGUACAGCUUGAAAGGUAAGCCAACAUUAUCCAAAUGCUGAAAUUUAAUUUAUUCUUUAAAAAGUAAACUGCUUACAAUACACAUUUCUGAAGUGCUAAUAAGGUGCAAUACUGCAUAACAUAAAAAAGCUAAAAGAAUGCAUUGUUUUGUAUGUGAAUUUGGUAUUAUAUGGAGCUGCAUUUCCCAGACCUUACUCUUCAUACCAAUAAAAGUAAGUUGUCAUAUUCA